Messenger RNA from Sinocyclocheilus anshuiensis, 2991 nucleotides. Its product is annotated as rho-related BTB domain-containing protein 2-like. Gene Ontology annotation, molecular function: protein binding; GTP binding; GTPase activity. The transcript has 12 exons. NCBI's taxonomy places the organism in Eukaryota, Metazoa, Chordata, Actinopteri, Cypriniformes, Cyprinidae. Gene Ontology annotation, biological process: small GTPase-mediated signal transduction. The record is from RefSeq and is a predicted model, not a curated record. The coding region runs from base 795 to 2945 and encodes 716 amino acids.
AGUGCGAGCUGUUAGGCAGAAUCGCUCGCGCUCCACUUUAUGAAUGGAUGGGAGUGGCGCUGUAGUGUCAGUGUCCGUGUCGUCACGCUGUUAAUAGGCGCGGGCGUUCGUCAGUGGACUUGACAGGACAGCAAGUGGACAGCAUAUGACAGCAGCCAGAGCGAGACAGAGUCGGGCAGUAGGGGCAAAAGGCGACUGGACGCGAUUCGGUGAGCACGCCACUGUGACAGACAGACAGGGGCAGUUCACAUGUUACAGGGUGGGAGGAUGGGUUUGGGGAGACAAAGUAAUCGCAGGCAUGUAGUUUUUGACCGCCCGUAGACAACUUGGACACGUUUGCGCGGACUGAAUAGGCUAAUAAAAAGUUACAUUCCCUGUUAUCACGCUGAGGGACUCGCAUGAUUCACAGCGACUUUUUGAUUCGCUUGAUUCAUUUGACCCCCAGACCAGCUGAGAGACCUGCUUUGUUUAGACAUAUUUGGGGUUUGUGGUUACGUCGCUCUCUGGAUGUCCCGAACUGCAUUCCUUCAGAGUUGUGGCAAAGUAGAGAGAUAAUCGUGCCCGUCGCUUUUCAAAGGCGUGACAAACUCAAAAGGGCGAGACAGAAAACUCGCAUCAGCACCACGCCAGCACACUUCGUCUUGUCUGUUUGGAAGAGACUCCGAACCGAAGCUCGUCGAUCUCAGAACUGUUGGACACAAAACUGUAUGCUUUUGUAAGUAGAAGGCAGUGAGCACUUUACUGACGCGCGUAACCCGAACGAUUCACAAGGCGAAAUCACAAGGGCCCUCUCCAUGGAUAUAGACACAGAUUAUGAGCGACCUAACGUGGAGACCAUAAAGUGUGUGGUGGUGGGUGAUAACGCGGUGGGCAAGACCCGACUGAUCUGUGCCCGUGCCUGCAAUACCACCCUUACUCAGUACCAGCUGCUUGCCACCCACGUGCCAACUGUCUGGGCCAUCGACCAAUACCGUGUGUGCCAGGAGGUGCUGGAGAGGUCACGAGAUGUGGUGGACGAGGUCAGUGUCUCCCUCAGGCUGUGGGACACAUUUGGAGAUCAUCACAAAGAUAGACGCUUCGCUUAUGGCAGAUCAGAUGUGGUAGUGCUGUGCUUCUCUUUGGCCAAUCCGAACUCCCUGCGCCAUGUUCGCACCAUGUGGUUCCCUGAGAUCAAGCACUUCUGCCCCCGCACCCCGAUCAUCCUGGUGGGCUGCCAGCUGGACCUGCGCUAUGCUGAUCUGGACGCUGUUAACAGGGCUCGCCGGCCUCUGGCCAAACCCAUCAAGCCCACAGACAUUCUUCCCCCAGAACGAGGCCAUGAGGUCGCUAAGGAACUUGGCAUUCCAUACUAUGAAACAAGCAUCGUCGCUCAGUUCGGUGUAAAGGAUGUGUUUGACAAUGCUAUCCGUGCUGCGCUCAUCUCUCGACGCCACCUUCAGUUCUGGAAGUCCCAUCUAAAGAAGGUUCAGCGUCCCCUCCUCCAGGCCCCCUUUCUUCCUCCCAGACCACCACGACCUGUGGUGGGCAUCCCUGAUCCUCCUUCCAUUGAUGGAGAAGGUCCAGACUCUCUUUUCUGCCAACCGUUGUGUGCAGACAUCCUGUUUCUCCUCCAGGCCGGGGCCACUCAUGUCUUUGCCCAUAAGGUGUACCUGGCCACUUCCUGCUCAAAGUUCUAUGACCUUUUCACUAUGGAUCUUGGAGAGGCAGGGAUGGAGCAGGAGGGUGAGGAGAGCUCAGAGGGAAGCGAGGAAGAGGAACAAAGCCGAAGAGGAGCCAAAGAGCAGGCUGGGCGUACCAAGAGCCUGGACAUUGAUAAGGAGGGUGAAGGAGGCACUAGGGGUUCAGAUAGGCUGCUCAUGUUACAGCAAGGCUCACUGAGGACUUCACAGAGCGAUAACGCUCUGCCUGCCAGGGGCCAGCCCUCUAUAGGACCCCUGGGAGCAGGCCGUGCUCUUUUGGGAUGGGGGCGUGGUUUCUUGGGGGUAUACCUAGAGAUGGUGGAUGACCCUGUGACAGGUCGGCCGAGACUCAUGACAGUAGUGUCAAUGGAUGAUCUUAUUCAGAAAGGGCCUUUCCAGGCAGUGCUGCAGUACCUUUAUACGGGUCACCUGGAUGAGACACGUGGGGAUCUGAUGCAGGUGGCCACCAUCGCCGAGCUUCUGGAGGUCUUCGACCUUCGUAUGAUGGUGGCCAAUGUCCUGAACCGUGAGAGCUUCAUGAACCAAGAGAUCACCAAAGCCUUCCAUGUGCGUCGUGCCAACCGCAUCAAAGAGUGCCUGAGCAAGGGCACCUUUGCUGAUGUGGUGUUUCGAUUGGACGACGGAUAUCUGCCAGCCCACAAGCCACUGCUCAUCUCAAGCUGUGAUUGGAUGGCAGCCAUGUUUCGUGGAUCCUUCAUGGAGAGUUACAUUGAGGAGGUCUCUAUCCCCAACACCAGUUGUGCCUGCAUGAGAGCCGUUCUGGAGUUUCUGUACUGUGGUGUGUUAACACCUUGUCCUGAACUGGAGCCAAUGGACCUUAUAAUACUAGCCAACCGCCUCUGUCUUCCCUGCCUUGUAGCUCUAACAGAGCAACAUGCCGUUGAGGAGCUGUUGCAGUUGUCCGUUAAAGGGGUGGACAUUGAUGGCCAUGUGCUGGCCUAUCUGGAGAUGGCUCAGUUCCACAAUGCCAAACAGCUCUCUGCCUGGUGUCUGCAUCACAUCUGCACCAACUACAAUAGCGUUUGUCGAAAAUUCCCUAAAGAUAUGAAGACUAUGUCUCCUGAAAACCAGAAACACUUUGAGAAGCAUCGCUGGCCCCCUGUCUGGUUCCUGAAGGAGGAGGACCGCUACCUCCGUUCUCAAAAAGAGCGAGAGCGCGAGGAGGAGAUCUUACGCAAGCAGCACACCAAACGCAGCUGGUGCUUCUGGAGACAUCCAUCCUCCUCAGCACCCCACAUUUCCUGAAGGUCUGCCUCCAUCCAUCCAUUCAAACCCCCUGUACCCCUCUCCC